Petromyzon marinus (sea lamprey) is the source of this 1139-nucleotide messenger RNA. The record is from RefSeq and is a predicted model, not a curated record. NCBI's taxonomy places the organism in Eukaryota, Metazoa, Chordata, Hyperoartia, Petromyzontiformes, Petromyzontidae.
GCAGCUCGCGUUCAGUAACCCUCUACCGAUUCCGGCAGAUGUCCUACCGCAGAGCGGUGGCCAUCUUCCUAACCCAGCAGACAUCUUCCGGAAGACAUCUUCCUAAUCCGGUAGAUAUCUUCGGAAACGGGCAGACGUCUUCCGGCAGAGUAGCCCGCGUUCAAUAACCCGCCCGCUACCGAUUCCGGCAGACGUCUUCCGGCAGAGAGGAAUGAAUGGGCGUGGUGCCGCUGAUGCUGAUUCUGGCGCUGGUGCCGGAACGUCGGCUGCAGCGACUGCAGCUGCUGGAGCCACGGCAGGAGGAGAGGGAGGUGGACGAGGCGGUGGCGGUGGCUGGCGGUGGUGAUUGGACGCCUGAGGCUCCGCCCCCUCUCUCAGGUGAUUUGACGCCUGAGACUCCGCCCCCUCUCUCAGGUGAUUUGACGCCUGAGACUCCGCCCCCUCUCUCAGGUGAUUUGACGCCUGAGGCUCCGCCCCCUCUCUCAGGUGAUUGGACGCCUGAGGCUCCGCCCCCUCUCUCAGGCGAUUUGACGCCUGAGGCUCCGCCCCCUCUCUACAGGUGAUUGGACGCCUGAGGCUCCGCCCCCUCUCUCAGGUGAUUGGACGCCUGAGACUCCGCCCCCACUGCAAUAGUCGGGAGGGCGGGACUCCCUGCCUCUACGUGCAACCGGAUUGCGCAACCGGAUUGCGCAACUACGAGACGCAACUCCGACACGCAACUACUACACGCAACUCCGACACGCAACUAACACGCAACUAACACGCAACUAACACGCAACUAACACGCAACUAACACGCAACUGUGACACGCAACUGUGACACGCAACUAACACGCAACUAACACGCAACUAACACGCAACUCCGACACGCAACUAACACGCAACUAACACGCAACUAACACGCAACUGUGACACGCAACUAACACGCAACUGUGACACGCAACUAACACGCAACUAACACGCAACUAACACGCAACUGUGACACGCAACUGUGACACGCAACUGUGACACGCAACUAACACGCAACUGUGACACGCAACUAACACGCAACUGCUGAUACUACAACUAUCACUGAUAAUAGUACUGAUACUACAACUAUCACUGAUAAUAGUACUGGUACUAUAACUAUCACUGAUAAUA